CUGAUUCCUUCUGGCAAUAUAUAUAAAAAUACUUUUUCUAUGAAUGAAUACAACGAGUAAUCCCACCCCCACACGACUCCCAGUCACGCUCACCCCUACUUUACAACCCCUCUGGUCAGCUCAGGUUAAAGGAAAUGGCUUUUGGAUAUGGGCUUCCAACAGUGAGGCAGUGAGGGGCUGGACUCGUGUUGUUGACUUGACAUUGUUGUGCUCCACUACUCCUGAUCCUCCUCCUUACAUUCACUUACUCUGGGGGCUUGGCUUGUUUGUUGCCGGGGGUAACGCUUGUUGCCGAGCACAAUGUCGGAACACAUGCAGCUUUCCUUAGCCUUGUGCAGGAUUGGGCUUUACACGUGGCGACUGAUAUACCAGUGUAAAUGAUACACUCAGUGGGAUGUCCACGUUAGCAUCAGGAGAGUUGCUGUGUUUCCGGGCACUGUGCUGUAAAGGACCUCCGCCACCAAGACCAGAGUAUGAUGUGGUGUGCAUUGGCCUGACAGGUGCUGGGAAGACCAGCCUGCUCUCACGCCUAUGUAGUGAGGGCAGCGACGGCAUUGUUCCUACAACAGGCUUCAGCAUCAAAGCAGUGCCAUUUCCAAAUGCCAUCUUGAAUGUAAAGGAACUUGGAGGAGCUGACAACAUCAAGAAAUACUGGAGCCGUUACUACCAGGGUUCACAGGGUGUGGUCUUCGUCUUGGACAGUGCUUCAUCGGACGAGGACCUUGAAGCAGCACGCAAUGAGCUCCACUCAGCCCUGCAGCACCCGCAACUCUGCACAUUGCCUUUCCUUAUCCUCGCAAACCACCAGGACAAGCCUGCUGCACGGACGCCAAAUCAGAUCAAGAAGUACUUUGAGCUGGAGCCGCUGGCCAGAGGGAAGCGCUGGAUCCUGGAAGGCAGCACCAUGGACAACAUGGAGGCUGUGAAGGAGAGCUUCGGUCAGUUCAUCUGCCUGUUGGAGGACAAAGACACAGAGCCUGCAAGGAUAUGAUGCUAACCCUGCUAAUCCGAACGGACAUUAGCUGCUAACGACAACAAUACACCACAUCCUGCUGGUGUCCAUGUACCCGCAUACAAACAUGCACAUACACAAACACAUGUACCCAAACAAGUACAGCAGAUGUUGGCCUCUCUCUUUGAGCUGUAUGUUGUAGUAUGUUAUCCUCCUCUCACUGCUCUCUCAAGUCUUUCAAGUCGGACGUUUUCAAGUUGUGCACAGGCGACAGUCUCACCUACAUCUUUACAGAGGAGAACCGCCAUCGAGCCCGAUCCCAUUCAACCUAAUGCAGUUUUUGUUGGAAAAAUCACUGAACUUUGUCAGAAAUGGAAAUCUUGUUUACUACUGUCUGUGCCAUUGUGAUAAAAAUGAAUGGCAGUUGGGACAUUUGGCAUUCCUUAAGUCAUCAUUUGGGGACACACACUCACUCUAUCUCUCUCUCUCUCUCUCUCUCUCUCUCUCUCUCUCACACACACACACACACACACACACACACACACACACACACACACACACUGUCACACUAAGUGGAGCCCAGGUUGUCUGUAAAUAUGUUUAACAUCUCCGCUAAUUACUUUACAGGAUGUUGGGGUUGAUGUUCUUUCCACUGAAAAGCUGAAAAGUACUGUAUGGUUGUCAAUUGUGCUCCUCCUUUUGAUGCGGUAACAAAGAAUGUCGUCGUGUGAUUGAAGUACAUAGUCCAAAGCCUUACGUGAUGUGUUAUGUACAGUAGUUACAUAUCGGUGUGGCACACCGCAUCUGAAUAUUUAGUCUGAAUAGUCUAGUCUAAAUAUCUCAUGGAGUAUCGUGUACAUGCAAACGAACAUAAUGCUGUGUACCUUACUGUAUGGCCAUACAGAAAUACUACUAAUCAGAGUGCUCGGUAACUUCAUGGAGAAAUGAGUCCACCUGGAGUAAAUGGGAACAAGUCUGAAUGCUUUUUUUAAAUGUGCAACUUAGGAUAUAUUUUAUAGCUCCGUAGUUAUCCUCUUAGAGCUACUUCAGAUUUCAAAGAAAAUAAUUUUUUAUAUAUCGUAGCAUCAGUUAUAAAUUCUUUCAAAUCAAAGACCAAAAAAAACAAUGAUUGACCUGGCUUGGUGUAGCUGCAGUUUGGGGAAAUGUGAUGGAUCCUACGUUUGUUUCAGUGUUUUGUUCAGCAUCAUGUUUGUUUAUCUGCUUUUUCUACCUUUUUUUUUUUUUUUUUUUUUUUUUUUUCUUUUUGGGGCUGCUUUUGAAUUUGACAUAAUCCUUUUCCAGCGCUGACUAGCGACUCCACAGUCUCCCAUCAGGGUGGAAUACAAACUCUAUCAAUCAGCCACAGCAACAGCUGCAUCUGACAAGUCCCUGUCCGACACCCUAAUGCCUUCCAACUGUCUGUGAAGACCCCUCCCUGUCUGCCACCUCGCUGCUGUCUAUCGUGGACCCCCACCCCACUGCAUCCCAACCCAGCCCAACCAAGGCCCCUCCACUCUUCCCCAUUGUGGUAUUUAGUCCCAACACUACCUUCGAGCCCAGCCGCCAUCAUGUGGACUUCACACCUCUGAAAUUAGUGAUAUUUGAUGUGCCACAGGUGUGUGCUUGAGUCCGAGAUCUGCUUUGGUAACAGAAGAUGUUUCCACGUCCUCCCUCUGUGCUUUGCAAUCUCUCUCUUGUGUUUUUCUUCUUUUUUAUGCGUAUUUUGUCUCUCUCUCUCUCUCUCCCCCCUUUUUUUUUUUUUUUAAAAGAUUUAAUCAUAUUUUGUACCUGACAGAAGAUCUUCCAAUAAGUUUUUUUUGUAAUGCAGAUGGAUCUAUCAGCCUGGAACUAUACCAGUGUUAGCUUUUGCAUAUCAUCAUUUAUAUGCUUACACAUUAGGUCUUUCAAACAAUCACUGUGGUCUGUUCAUUUUUAUUUUUUAUGUUAUGUUUUUUUUUGUUGUUUUUUUUUUU
Molecule: messenger RNA, 2925 nt
Organism: Myripristis murdjan (pinecone soldierfish)
Lineage: Eukaryota; Metazoa; Chordata; Actinopteri; Holocentriformes; Holocentridae
Gene: arl15a
Product: ADP-ribosylation factor-like 15a
Exons: 6
Coding region: 395-991 (198 amino acids)
Molecular function (GO): GTP binding; GTPase activity
Source: RefSeq, a predicted model, not a curated record